AUGUUUGGGAAUCUUAGACGCCGCCUGGCAGGGACACUGCCUUUAGAUGACCGGAUGGAGAAAGGGCAAGUAAGAAAUCGACAUUCUAGAGUAUGUUUAUUAGCUUCAUUAUCAGCUUUCUUUUGGUUUGUGUUGUUAUAUUUCCAUUUUGUUAUGCUUGGAGGUAGCAGUGUUGUGACUCAGUCAAACCCCGCUACCGUAAACACUGAAUCAAUAAAAAAAAUCCCGCGUAAUCCCAACCCGAUCCAUGUUAGUAGCCAUGUUGCUAGUGAUAGUCCUAAAUUUGAUGUUAGUCGUGAAAAAGAAAUAUCUGCUAAUGGUAAAUCAAAAGAUGAAAGCCUAAAGAUUGUGAAAUCGAGCAAUGUGAAACAUUUGCCGGUGAAUAAGAAAGAUAGGGCUCAUAGUCAGAUGGCGAAAUAUCCUUUUAUGAGGGCAUUAAGAACCCGUGAGAAUAAGAGUGAUCCGUGUGGAGGGAGGUAUAUUUAUGUUUAUGAUCUUCCUCCGAGAUUCAAUGAGAAUAUGCUGAAAGAGUGUAGGAGCCUUAGCCUAUGGACCAAUAUGUGUAAGUACACUACUAAUGCUGGGCUUGGUCCUCCAUUGGAGAAUGCUGAAGGGGUGUUCUCAAAUACUGGGUGGUAUGCAACUAAUCAAUUUGCCGUGGAUGUGAUCUUUAGCAAUCGGAUGAAGCAAUAUGAAUGCUUGACAAAUGAUUCGUCUUUGGCUGCUGCUAUUUUUGUGCCUUUCUAUGCAGGUUUUGAUAUUGCAAGGUAUCUUUGGGGCCACAAUGUAUCGACAAGGGAUGCUUCUUCUCUUGCUUUGGUUGAUUGGCUCAUGAAGAGGCCGGAGUGGGGGAUAAUGGGAGGAAAAGAUCACUUUCUAGUUGCGGGUAGGAUAACAUGGGACUUCAGGAGAUUGACUGAUGAAGAAUAUGACUGGGGUAACAAGCUUCUCUUCUUACCCGCUGCCAAAAACAUGUCAAUGCUUGUGGUAGAAUCCAGUCCCUGGAAUGAAAAUGACUAUGGCAUCCCAUAUCCGACCUACUUCCAUCCUGCAAAGGAUGCCGAUGUAUUUAUUUGGCAGGAAAGGAUGAGCAAACUGGAUAGGAAAUGGCUAUAUUGUUUUGCUGGUGCACCACGUCCAGACAACCCCAAAUCGAUCAGGGGGCAGAUCAUUGAUCAAUGCAAGAACUCCAAAGUUUGCAAACUAUUGGAGUGUGAUUUUGGGGAGAGCAAGUGUCAUUCUCCAAGCAGCAUAAUGCAGAUGUUUCAGAGCUCUCUUUUCUGCCUGCAGCCUCAGGGUGAUUCAUACACGAGAAGAUCCGCAUUUGACUCCAUGUUAGCUGGUUGUAUACCUGUCUUCUUCCAUCCAGGUUCUGCCUACACGCAAUACACUUGGCAUUUGCCAAGAAAUUAUUCACUCAUGAGGUAA
This is a messenger RNA of Fraxinus pennsylvanica, 1428 nucleotides long. The record is from the annotation of a GenBank genome assembly. Lineage: Eukaryota; Viridiplantae; Streptophyta; Magnoliopsida; Lamiales; Oleaceae.